AUGGCAGAAUGCGAAUUGUAUUGCAAUUUUCGAAAAUGUCGCAAAGUCCUGGAAUACGUCGGAUACAUGACGAGUUGUUCUCACGCCUUUUGUUCAGAACACGGCUUAAAAAUCCUGAAAGGGGGCGACCCGAACUCUUUGAGGUGCCCCGCUUGUAACACCAUCAUGAUUGAAGGGACUGACAUUGUUAAAACCAAUCUGAACCCGACGGAGAAAUACAAAUCGAUGAUACUUGCUGGUAUGAAACCAGACGACGCUCUAGAAAUUUGUAUCAGAUCAAUACGGUUCUGGACGUUCCAGAAUGCUCAAGAGUUGGAACGUUCGAAACAUGUGACAGAGCACUUGAGGACUCGUAUAGGUUUCUUGCAGACAGAAUUUCAGAACUGUGAACGACAAAAGAAGCACUACGAGGAACAGAUGAAGCAGGUGCAGACUGUUUUGCAGAAGCAGAAGGUGGAGCUCUUGGAGAAGAACAGGAUGAUACAGAAGCUGCAGAUCGAUUUGGACAAUGAGAAGAGGAUGAAGAGGACUUUGCAGAAUCAGCAACAGAGUUUCCGAUAUGAUUCCCCAAUGCACAUACAAAGAUCUCAACACAAUUUAAGUCCACAAGACGAUAUGCAUCAUAACAUCGAAGAUGCACAACCAUUUCUCUCACAACAUGCGAUGCAUAUCGAUAAUCAUAGAAGGAUGAAUGAUUUUGUUCAAGUGGCUCAAAAUAAUCAGAAGCCUUUUAAUCUUUUCGAUCCAGAAGUUGGUUUUCGCAAUAAUGAUGGAGGAAAUAAUUUGUUUUGA
Molecule: messenger RNA, 792 nt
Organism: Ctenocephalides felis (cat flea)
Lineage: Eukaryota; Metazoa; Arthropoda; Insecta; Siphonaptera; Pulicidae
Product: E3 ubiquitin-protein ligase CCNB1IP1-like
Exons: 3
Coding region: 1-792 (263 amino acids)
Biological process (GO): reciprocal meiotic recombination
Cellular component (GO): synaptonemal complex
Molecular function (GO): ubiquitin protein ligase activity
Source: RefSeq, a predicted model, not a curated record